GGCAAUUACGUUCCGCAAGAGAUAGCUCGUAUGGUUGCUUGUGCUGCAGCUAGCAUACGUCAUUCAGCAAGACGGCGUCCUAGAAUGAGCCAGAUUGCACGUGCAUUGGAAGGAGAUUCGUCACUAGACGACUUGAACGAAGGCGUAAAACCGGGGCAAAGCAAUGUGUACAAUCCCAACGGAAGCAGAGAGGGGGCCUACGACACCGGGGCCUACAAUGCCGACAUGGUGAAGUUCCGACAGAUGGUGAUGUCAUCCCAAGAUUUCAACAGCAGUGAUUACGGAACGAGCGAAUACGGGCUCAACCCUUCUUCUUCUAGCAGCGAAGAGAUGGGAAAAUCGAGAACACAACAUGCAUCCACGAAGACAGAUAACUAAUUAAUAAAUUAAAUAGCACCACGAUUU
Messenger RNA from Erythranthe guttata (spotted monkey flower), 405 nucleotides. Lineage: Eukaryota; Viridiplantae; Streptophyta; Magnoliopsida; Lamiales; Phrymaceae. The record is from RefSeq and is a predicted model, not a curated record.